CCCCUCGGGGUCGCCCCCCUGGAGUCGCCCCCCAGGGGUCCCCUUGGGGUCGCGCGCGGUGCGCCAGCCACCCCCUUGGCCCUCGUCGUUAUCAGCGGCGGGUGCUAAACCUCGCGGUCGCGGGGGCAUUGCUCUGGCCGGCACGGACCUCCGCGCGCACGCACGCGUCCGCAGCCCCCUCCGGUCCGAGCGCCCUCCCCGCGCCCCCCUUUCCUUCCGUCCCCCGACCCCCCUCGCGACCACCCGCCCCGGUGGAGUCCAGUCUGGCCGCGAACGUCGGGCCGAGCGGACGGGAAACGGAAGCGCGGCCUCCGCCCCCGCAGCACCGCCCCCGCGCGCGACCCCACGUGACCCACCCUCCGCGGGUAGGGGCCCCGGCCCGCCGCGGCCGUGGGCAUGCCGCCAUGAGCAGCAGCGCGGUGCAGCGCGCGCACGGGGACGUGUUCGUCGGCAAGCCCAUGUCGCUCGUCGAGCAGAAGAGGAUACAAUGGGCCAAGGAGCGCGAGGAGAUGGUCGGGCUGUGCGGACUGUGGGGCUCCGACCACAGCCGGGCCGACCAGCAGCAGCGCACCGACCUGGCCCGAGUCGACCACAUCGGCGUGCCGGCCAGGCGCGCGCACGAUGCGUACGUGGAGGAGGCCAAGACCGUCGGCCUGCAGAACGGCCUGCACCAGGUGACGCUGCAGCGUAGACCCAGCCUGCCCCCCAUCCGCCGCCAGCCCUCGCAGAGUCAGGGAGACAGCACCCCCGAGGAGACCGGCCUGAACGGCGAGCAGACCAGGCUCAACUACUCGACGGUGUACACGACGGGGUACCACAACGGCUACCCAGCCGCCAGGUACCCGGUCGCCUGUCCCGCGGGCUACCCGGUCGCCUGCCCAGCGGGGGUCUACGUGGAGGAGACGAGCUCGGGGUACGCCAGCGACUCGGCGGCCGGCCAGGAGCAGGUGGUGUGGGAGGACGCCCCCAACCCACACAGGCACGUAGCGCUGGGCUGGCAGGAGCGGCCUGCGCCCGCCCCCCAGCCGCAGCACCCCGGGGUGCGGCGCUGCGAGAUGCGCGGCGGGUGGACGCAGCAGCCCGCCGAGCACCCGCCGCGGCCCACGGGCACUUCCGGCUCGGGCUCGGGCUCGGGCAGCAGCACGUCCUCCGCGUCCUGGGCCGACGACGCCGGCGCGGCGGCGGCGCGCGCCCGCUGGGGCGACAGGGGCGUGGGCGUCGGCCACCUCUGGGAGCCGUGCGAGGACGCCGACGUCGACGGCCCCAACAGGCUCCCGCCCGUCACGGCGCGGCCCGGGGCGCCCUCGUGGCUGCACAGGGGACUGCGCAGCAUUGACGGCAACCGCGACAGUGAAGUGACGUCGCAAGUCCUGGUCGUUUCGCACCCCGACUCGCCAGGCGAGCAGGGGUCCCCGCCCAGCACCGCCGACCCCGACGACAACGCAUGCAGGUCCUUUCUGCGCGGCCAGAACGUGCCCGUGGAGGCCGACAUCCUGGAGGAGCGGCAGAAGCGGCGCGCCAAGGCGCUGGAGCACCAGUCGGCCAUCCGCAAGCAGCUGGAGGAGCGCGACCGGCGGCGCAAGGAGGAGCGGGACCGGCGCCUGCGCGAGGAGCGGCUGGAGGAGGAGCGGCUGCGGCGGGAGCAGGACGAGCAGCGGCGCCGCCUGGAGCAGGAGCAGCGCCGGCAGCGAGAGAAGGAGGAGCAGGAGCAGCGGCGCGCGGCCGCCAUGCUGGAGGCGCUGCAGGAGGCCGAGCGGCUGGCGCGCGAGCAGAAGAGCAAGCAGAGCCGGAAGCACGUCGCCGAGACCGCCAGGCAGCCCGCCGGCGGCGACAGUCCCAGGGCGUCGCCGAGGGACUCGCCGCGACCGUCACCGCGGGCGUCCCCGCGCAAGACGCCGCGCUCGUCGCCGCGCUCUCCACCGCAUUCAUCACGGCGCUCUCCAACUCGGUCGCCGCCGCGCUCGUCGCAGCACUCUCCACCUCGGUCUCCACCGCGCUUGUCGCAGCGCUCUCCACCUCGGUCUCCGCCGCGCUCGUCACCGCGCUCGCCGCCACGCUCGCCACCUCGAUCCUCACCGCGCACGGUCCAACACUCACCGCCGGCCACGGCCACGCGAACGGCGGUCGCUCACGUCGAGAAUCGCCCCCAAAAGGACGCGAGGCAGAAACAUCAUCAACCCUCGAGCGCAGAGUCGUCUAAAGUGAGCAGGUUGGACUCGACCGGCAUGUCGAGCUCCAGCUCGGCCAGGCAGGGCAGGGCUCACGACAACGUCGACGGCCGAGAGCACGCCGCCCUUGUCCAGGACGGUGCCGCGGAACUGGCCGAGAGGCUGGGCUCGCUGCACGUCGCCGAGUCAGCAGUAGUGUCCCAGGACGGUGAGCGCAACAGGCACGCCGAUGAGACGCCCCUACUCUUCAGCGCCGGCCGCGAGCCGCCCGUCGAGGAAGCAGACGUCGCCCUCGAGUACCAGCACGAGCCAGCCCCGGCGGCACCCUUGCCCUCGACGGGGGUUCUCGGGGAACACACAACCGGCUGGUUCCCAGUCCUGGAAUUCCUGCAGCCGGCCGGCAUUCCUCAGGAGUUAGGACCGUCUGUUGUCGGCGGCCCACCCCACGGCCUCGCCCUCGUCCUGCCCGCCGGUGCGCUGGGACCCAGGGAGCACACGCCGGGGCACGCCGGCUCUCCCGCGCUCGUGUCGACCAUGUACCCCGGCCACGCGGCCGGACGCGUGCUCACGGCGCCGCAGAUGGCGAUGCUGAUGUCGCAGUUGCCCGCGGCCGCCACCGGCGGGGAGCCCUGCGCCCCGGGUGCGGCGCGGCUGCUCACCCCGACCAAGUUCCGGCGCCGCCUGCGCGAGGUGGCCACCCAGACGUCGGCGGGGCUGCGGCGGCGCGGCGGUAACGGCGGCGGCACCGGCUCCGGGUCGGGGCGUCGCGCGGUCCGCGGCCACCCGCCGCUCGGCGAGCGGCCCAAGUGGGGCGUCAACCGGCCGGGCACCAUGUACCGCACGCAGAGCGAGAAGGACCCCAACUACCACCAGCAGCGCCUGCAGCGGCUGCAGCGGCUCCACCACCGCAUGCUGCGCCAGCUGCGCGCCGGCGGCAGCGGCACCACCAACAGCUGCGCCAGCGGCGGCCCCGCGGGCGUGGACAGCAGGUCGCCGUCGUCCUCCCCGCGAGGCAGCCCCGGCUCUACAGACGGCGCCGGCGACGUGCUGUCCAGGACUUACCGCAUCUGCCGCGGCGACCACCACCGGGACUCGGCGGCCUCCACGGCGACCCGCCGGCAUCCUGACGCCGCGCCGCGCACGGGUCUCCGCCACGGCCUCCACGACCACCUGAGCCGCCUGUCCACCGCGUCGACCGCGGGGACAAGCGUGGACAGCCCCAGAUCUUUCCAGCGGGUGGCGGCGGGAUCGCGCCCAGGUCGCUAUUCUGUCCGAGAGGACAGCGGCGGCAGCACGGGGGACAGCGGUGGUAGCAGGGACAGCGGGGCGGGUGGCAGCUCCCCGAGAGAGGGCGGCCCGGAACCCGGAGAGGACUCUCCAGAGGAGGAUGAGCUCCUGGCCACCUUGUCAAGUCUCCGACAGGGCCUCCUGCUGCGACGAGAGCAGAUGGGGCAGCUGGAGAUGGGGACCGCGUCGCCUUCCUGAGACUCGGACGGAGAUGCUGCAUGUCUUGUUCGCACUCCGAGCGCGACGACGACGCCGGACGCCGUGGCGCCUGACUGGGCGUGAUUUGUCUCCCUUUCCUCGGGCCCCGCCCGCGCCCUCUAACACCGUCUUCGCGUGAGACUCGGCAGUACUUGUUCUCGCGCUCGUACUACUUACAAACCGAAUGACAAGGCUGCUGGCCAAUGUCUCUAGUUUCCUCGCUCCGAUUAGCCUGAUGUGAGGCCGUUCCAGCCGUGCAGCUCUGCUUCCGACAAUGUUAUCCACGCUGCUUCCUCGGCACCAACAACAACGCGGAUCUGCUCUACAGUGGCCGAUGUCAAAUCUGGCCUCUUUUGCUUGGGCCCUGAUGUGUUUCUGUUUUUUGUUACAAUAAAGUUUUUACUCUCUCCGA
Messenger RNA from Frankliniella occidentalis (western flower thrips), 4065 nucleotides. Its product is annotated as serine/arginine repetitive matrix protein 2-like. The coding region runs from base 405 to 3653 and encodes 1082 amino acids. The transcript has 12 exons. Gene Ontology annotation, cellular component: microtubule; cilium. Gene Ontology annotation, molecular function: microtubule binding. NCBI's taxonomy places the organism in Eukaryota, Metazoa, Arthropoda, Insecta, Thysanoptera, Thripidae. Gene Ontology annotation, biological process: cilium assembly. The record is from RefSeq and is a predicted model, not a curated record.